Messenger RNA from Octopus sinensis (East Asian common octopus), 5981 nucleotides. RefSeq names its product anion exchange protein 2-like. Lineage: Eukaryota; Metazoa; Mollusca; Cephalopoda; Octopoda; Octopodidae. Gene Ontology annotation, molecular function: solute:inorganic anion antiporter activity; monoatomic anion transmembrane transporter activity. The record is from RefSeq and is a predicted model, not a curated record. Gene Ontology annotation, cellular component: plasma membrane. Bases 413 to 5017 code for a protein of 1534 amino acids. The transcript is spliced from 30 exons. Gene Ontology annotation, biological process: transmembrane transport; regulation of intracellular pH; monoatomic anion transport.
CUACUAUCACCGCCAACACAAUCACUACUAGCGCCAACACAAUCACCAGCAGCACCAUCACUAUUGUAACCAAUAUUCACCAGUAAACGUGGAGAUAUAGCAGAGAGGACUGGUGUUUUUCUUUCUCGUCAUUGAAUAUAUAUUUACAACCGAUGUGUUCUUCCCCUGUCGAGACAGCAAAGAUAUCAAAACAGGUUAUACACUGACACACGAUGAAGCUGUUUCUUGUUAAACACCACAUAUGUUACACUGAGUUACAUAGAAUCAUCAUUGUGUAAAAAAUUAUGCCUUUAUUAAUGGCAAACUGUUAUGCAUGAUUGGAUUUAUUUCUUAUUGAGUUCCCUUCUACUGUUGUUUUCGCAUGUCUCAAUCAUUGUCUCAUGGAAUGGUAACGUAAAGAAAUUUUACCACUAUGCCAAAGAAACGCCAAGGCAAGGUAACAAACAAGGAAGCUGAUGAAAUGGAGGAUGGCUGCCUCAAAGUUGGUCUCGGUAGCCAUCCCGAGUCAACUCUGUCUGACACAGCCCUCAAUGAGACUCCAGGGGUAGGUUCUUCUAAGGAAAACCCAGUAAACCAGGAAGAAGUGGAAUUGCAACCACUAAUCUCCCAUAUUUCUGCAAUGGACCGAGGUGCUUGUAUGGGCCAUAUCUCCACACUGCAUGAUGAGGUGGAAAAAAUAUUUGAAACUCCUCCACGAUUCAACAUUGAUUCUUUAUCAACGGGAGAAGUCUGUCAGGAUCAGCACCGGUUUGGAGAGGAUGAUUAUAAAAACCAUCGCCGAAUGUCAUUUCCCCAUGUCCAUCAUCCAUUGAAAUCAAUGACCAGUCGCUCGUUCAAAUCUAUGAAAGGGAUAAAAAGAAAAGUAAAAAAGAAAUUUCAAGGAGCCAGAAGCUUUCCAUCCAAAAUAGCUGCUCAGUCCCCAGUUAUUCCUGAAGUAGAUGUUGAAGAAUAUCAAGAGGAUAUUGACUCAGAUGAUGCAGAUUUUGAUAUGGCUUCCAACAUGUACUCAAUUGAAAUGCAAGAUUCACAGUCUGAUAUACCUGAAUUGGCUGUUGGUUUCUACAUUGGUGAGAGUGAGCGUGGCCCAGAUGUAGCAUCUUUGCAAACUUCAUUUGAAGAUUCACCUCUUUUGAUGAGACACCAACCAUCAAUCGAGUCAUAUGCAUCUUCCAAGUCUGUAGCUGCACAGAAGUUCCAUCGCCAGGCAUCUGGCUCUCCUGAACCAACGUCAAUGUUUGAAAUAGAUGAGGCACCUCGACCAUCUGAACAAGCAGCACAUCCACGAUUAUCGCUGGAUGAAACAGAUGCAAUGAGAGGCAGUCAACCAUCUCUAAAAGUAAACUUUCAAUUAGGAGAAGAGGAGCCCAGUCAAGAGGAUGUAUUAUGGGUUAAAAGGACAGAUGUAGACACUGGAAAGGGAGGGUUAAUGAAACAAUCUUCAUCAGCUGCAUCUGCACCAAGUUUCAGACACAAAACACCAGAAAAGUCUCCGGCUAGUGAUAAAAAAGAAAAAAGCAGUGAUAAAGAGGGCAAAAGCCACAAGCACAAACAUGGUCAUCAUCAUCAUGAACAUCAUCAUGGACAUCAUCACGGUCACCAUCAUGGUCACCAUCAUCGGCAUCAUGAGCAUUUUCGAAUGCAAGACUUGUUAAUGCGCAGGCAGGCAGGAAGUGAAAUUGAUUUGGAUGAGAAAUUGCACAGAGUACCUACAGAGUCUGAGGAAGCAUUAACAUUACAGAAAGCUGAUCUCGAUCAGAUGGCAAGCCAUCGAUGGGGUGAUGUGAGAGGCAUCAGGAGACACAAAAUUGCUAAACAUAGUGCAAUUGCAUCUGUUGUACACCUCAGCAAAACAGAAAAGCUAAAGAAGAAAAUUUUAAAGCCUAAGAAAAAGUUUGACCAUAGUCCACACGAGCUCUUUGUAGAGCUUGAUGAACUACAUGUUGGAGACCAGAAUGAUUGGGACUGGGAAUGGAGAGAAAAGGCUCGAUGGAUCAAAUUUGAAGAAGAUGUUGAAGAAGGAGCAGAGAGAUGGGGCAAACCUCAUGUAGCUUCAUUGUCAUUUCAUAGCUUAAUAGAACUGAGAAAAGGGCUCGAACAAGGUGUUUUUUUACUGGAUUUGGAAAGCACAGAUUUAAAGUCAAUAGCUCACAACAUUGUUGAACAGAUGGAUAUUUAUGACCUUAUUCAGCCAGAAGAUAAGGGCAAUGUUCUAAGAACUUUAUUGCUGAAACACAAACAUGUUGAGAGAAAACCCAUUCUGAGAAGAAAUUUUGCUUAUUACAAUCUGACGGGUUUGGAGAAAGACGUCCGUGAAAGCCAUGUCCAACAGAGAAGUGAGCUUUCCACACCAAUCCUAGGUGGAAACAGGCGCAAAUCCAGCAUAGCCAGCAUUGGUGCCUCCUUGCGCAAGUCCAGCAUAUCCAGCCUGGGUGCAUCUUUACGUCGGCCCAGUAUUGCCAGCAUUGGUGUUUCAUUACAUGUUACUCGAGAAAGGUCACUAAUGAAAACCUUGUCAUCAGCCAGUUUCACAUCUGCUAGUUCUGUGACUAAUUUAACUCGAGCUGGCCAUCGUGGUAGUAAUGCUGUACCAAAUCUUCAUGACCAGUCAUCACACAAUGUCCAUACUCCUACAGGACUGACAGACAUGAGUGGCUCUAAGCUUCCAGAAACAUCUGUUGGGGAAUAUACAAAAUUAGAAAUGGCCAAAGUCGAUAUUGAUAAUAAUAUGCAGUCUGGUAAUGCGCACAUUCCUUUGAUAUCUCCGGAGUUACAAAAAAGACGAGUUCAGGACAUUUUAAAAAGGAUACCAAUAGGAUCUGAAGCUACAACAGUGAUGGUUGGAUGUGUUGACUUCCUUCAAAAACCUGCAAUGGCUUUUGUUCGACUUUCAGAAGGUCAAAUCAUUAAAAACUUUACUGAGGUUCCUUUACCUACUCGUUUUGUAUCUGUGCUACUUGGUCCAGAUAAUGGAGAGAUGGACUACCAUGAAGUUGGCCGCUCACUGUCCACUCUUAUGUCAAAUCAGAACUUCCAUGAUGUAGCUUACCAAGCUGAAAGUAGGGAAGAAUUUCUACAUGCCAUCAAUGACUUCUUGACGGAAUCUAUAGUGUUGCCACCUGGUGACUGGGACCAUAAAACUCUACUACCCAUCAUGGAUAUGGCUAGGAAACGAGCAAACUUACGAUUGCGAAAAAAACAGAAGCAGAUGGAAAAAGAGGCGCUAUUAGAAACCAAGGGAAAAGUUAUAUUGGAUCCACUUUUGAGGACUGGUCGUCCGUUCGGAGGGCUCAUAAAUGACAUAAAGCGCCGUUAUCCAUAUUACCGAAGUGAUAUAACAGAUUCAUUGAAUUUACAAUGUCUAGCCGCCUUUGUUUUUAUAUUCUUUGCAUGUUUGUCACCAUGUAUUGCCUUUGGGGGGUUGUUAGCGGAAAAAACCAAUGGACUUAUGGGGGUAACAGAAACUGUACUGAGUACGUCGCUGUGUGGACUUAUAUUUGGCCUGUUCAGUGGACAGCCCCUUAUGAUCCUAGGAGCCACAGGGCCUGUUCUAGUAUAUGAGCAGUCUUUAUACAAGUUCUGUGAAAGCAAUGAUUUAGAAUUCCUGCCUAUGCGUUGUUGGAUUGGAUUCUGGGUUACUGUGAUAGCCGCAGUAGUUGUGGCCUUAGAAGGCAGCUUUCUCGUGAAAUUUGUUACCAGAUUCACAGAGGAAAUUUUUGCUAUAUUGAUUUCUCUUAUCUUUAUCUAUGAAGUCAUUAAAAAAUUAACAGAUAUUUAUCAAAAAUACCCAUUGAUAGCUGAUUGUGAAUCCUGUUGUCCAAAUAUUGUUCUUCCAAGCUUCAAUAGCAGUAAUUCUUUAGAACCAGUGUCUGAAAUACCAUACACUCUAUUUAAUUCCUCCAUGGGUGCCACAGCGGACCAAGCUCACAUGACAACUGAGUCUGGGGUUGAGGAGAAUUUAAAAGGUCAAAAUCGUUACACAAAAAAUUCUAAUCAACCAAAUACUGCACUGCUGUCAACAAUUUUGGCUCUAGGAACAUUUUUUAUAGCAUAUUUCCUCAGAAUAUUCAGAAAUAGCAAAUUUCUUGGGAGAAGUGCGCGGAGAGCACUUGGUGAUUUUGGAAUUCUAAUAGCUCUUGUAGUUAUGGUGCUGCUAGAUGUGUUAAUAAAAGACACCUGUACACAGAAACUUGAGGUAUCGGAUGAAUUUGCACCUACAGCACCAAGCAAACGUGGCUGGUUCAUUAAUCCAAUGGGAAUGAAAAAAACAUUUGAAGUUUGGUUAAUCUUUGCUUCAAUUAUUCCGGCUUUCCUUAUAUUUAUACUUCUAUUCAUGGAAGUACAAAUCACUGAAACCAUAAUGGACAAAAAAAUGAGGAAAGGUUCGGGUUACCAUUUGGAUAUGAUGCUAGUUGGCGUACUGGUUAGUAUUUGUGGAUUACUUGGUUUACCAUGGAUGUGUGCUGCAACAGUACGGUCAGUGGCACAUAAAUCAGCCCUUAGUGUAUUCAGCCGAACACAUGCUCCAGGUGAAAAACCAAAAUUAUUAUACGUCCAAGAGCAGCGUCUCACAAGUAUAUUGGUCAGUAUUUUGAUAGGUUCAUCUUUAUCAUGGGGUCCACUAUUUCGAGAGAUCCCUCUUACUGUUUUGUUUGGUGUCUUUCUUUAUCUUGGUGUGUCUUCUAUGAGUGGGGUGCAAAUGUAUGAAAGAACUAAACUGCUACUAAUGCCAGUGAAACACCAUCCAUCUGUUGGCUAUGUGCGACGGGUGCGAACAGUCCGAAUGCAUCUUUACACAUUAACCCAGCUGUCUUUAUUGGUGGUCCUAUGGGUAGUCAAGUCAACAGAAGCAGCCUUAGCUUUCCCUUUUCUUCUCAUCCUCCUUGUACCACUUCGGUUAAAACUGCUCACAUUUAUUUUUACUGAGAAAGAGCUUCAUGAGUUGGACAAAGAGGAAGAAGAUACUGAAGAGGAAGAAGAUGAACCUGAUUUCUAUCAGUUAGCUCAUAUGCCAAUAUAAGUCUUUAAAAAAACAAUCUAUUGUUCCACAUGUGUUACUCAGAGAAUCCCCUCAGUCUAUCUGCUAACUGUUUUUGAAAGGUACUAAUGUACAACCCAAGGCAGUUUAAGAAUAAUGCAGAGAUUUUUUUUUCUUUUUUCAAAUUCUGUAAUAGAAUUUUUUUUAAAAAAAACAUGUCUGAUAUGAUUUUGUUUUUGUUUUUGUUGGGUUUUUGAAACUUUAUUUUUUAUGUGAAACUGUCUAAAAACAACAGCAAAAAAAAAGAUAUAAAAAUAAAUAAAUGAAAGCAAGUAGUAUUCUAGAAGUGAAACUAAAAAUAAAGGAAUACUAAAUGAAUGUUUUGUUAUUCAGCAAAAGAGUAAAAGACUACAGUAAAGACGAGAAAACUUUAUUUCUUAAAUCUGUAAAGACAAGAGCAAACUUGUUUUGUUUUGAGUGAAAGUAUAUGUUCUUCCAUAAAUAUGAAUAAUUAAUUGAAAAAAAAAAAUUAAAUUGAAGAUUAUAAUUUAGUUAUUUAGUGAUAUUAUAUUUUCCCGGUUAAUUGGAAAAUUCUGUGAUGCUGAAAUGUUGGAAAAUUCUUGUCACCAAGCAGCAAAAGACUUUAGUCGCAUAAUGAAAAAAAAGAAAAAGAAAAAAUGAUUUUUAUAAUGUAUAGUUGUAGAAAUUUUGAUAUGUUGACGAAAUUGUUUAUCCGGCUCUUGUCUAAACGAAGAAUAAUUCGGUACAAUUAAGAAAAUAAAAUUAAUAAUAAUAGUAAUAAUAAUAAUAAUAAUAAUAAUAAUAUUAAUAUGAUGAUGAUGAUAAUAAUAAUAAUAAUAAUCAACAGAAAACUAAUAAAGAAUGAAGUACUUUUUACCUUUACACUGAUUUCCUGAAAAUAUAUAAAAGAAAAAAAAGAAAAAAAAAAGAAUGGCUGGAAGAAAGCGGAAAAAAGACAAACAAGCAAAAAAAAAGAACAAGGAAA